Messenger RNA from Zeugodacus cucurbitae (melon fly), 7862 nucleotides. It is a transcript of the gene Mrp5, whose product is annotated as probable multidrug resistance-associated protein lethal(2)03659. The transcript has 11 exons. Gene Ontology annotation, biological process: transmembrane transport. The coding region runs from base 251 to 4309 and encodes 1352 amino acids. Gene Ontology annotation, molecular function: ATP binding; ATP hydrolysis activity; ABC-type transporter activity. Lineage: Eukaryota; Metazoa; Arthropoda; Insecta; Diptera; Tephritidae. The record is from RefSeq and is a predicted model, not a curated record. Gene Ontology annotation, cellular component: membrane.
UCCACUUGUGAUAAGAGCGCUGCUCACCGGCGGGUAUAAAAGUGCUGCGCGCCUACUCUUCAGUAAGAGUCUUGCGCGGACGGUCAGAAUGUGCGGAGCGCUCUUACUAUUAGCAAAGGGUUCUAAAUAUUGGCAGCACGCGCAUUGGUAGUAAAGUUUAAGGUUUAAGUGUUGUGAAUUUAAUAAAACAUCAAGUGUCAAGUAAUCACUGCCAAUUUGACAACCCGCCACGACAAACAACAACGCCGCCAUGCAGUCGUUUAAGGCGGAUGAGUUGCCGCAGAAUCCACGCGAACGCGCGAAUCCACUCUCAAUACUCAUGUUCUGCUUUACGAUGCCGGUAUUUUUCAAGGGCCGCAAAAAGACCCUGGAUGAACGUGAUCUCUUUCGAGCUUUAAAUUCCCACAGAUCAGCUACGCUGGGAACCGAGAUGGGCGAAGCUUGGGAGGCGGAGAUCGAUAAGAAACGACAAAAGCACAAGGAACCCAGUCUCCUGAGCGCGGUGCUGCACGUGUUCGGUGCACGCUACGCGGGACUGGGAUUUAUAUUAUUCCUGUUGGAAAUCGGGUUGCGCGUUACACAGCCACUGUUUCUUGGCGGGCUGGUUAAUUACUACGCCAAUCCGGCUAACAGCGAGAGCACCAGCACUGCCUAUCUCUUCGCUCUGGGUGUGAUACUUUGCAGCGCACUGAAUGUGCUGUUCAUGCACCCGUACAUGUUGGCCGUGUUGCAUACUGGCAUGAAGGUGCGAGUCGCCUUGUGCAGUUUGAUUUAUCGAAAGGCGCUACGCUUGAGCAAGACGGCGCUGGGCAGCACCACCACGGGCCAGGUAGUGAAUCUGAUAUCGAACGAUGUGGGCCGGCUGGAUACGUCACUCAUACACAUGCAUUAUUUAUGGCUGGGACCUUUAGAGAUAGCAGUUAUAACAAUACUGAUGUACCGAGAGAUUGGCGUCUCUUCGCUAUUUGGUGUUGCCUUCAUGUUGCUCUUCCUGCCACUGCAGGCGUAUCUCGGCAAGAAGACGUCAGUGUUGCGUCUGCGCACAGCUUUGUGCACUGACGAGCGCGUACGCAUGAUGAACGAAAUCAUCUCGGGCAUACAGGUGAUCAAGAUGUAUGCGUGGGAGAAGCCUUUCGGCAAGAUGGUGCAAUUUGCGCGUCACAAAGAAAUGAAAGCCAUACGUAACGUCAACUAUAUACGCGGUAUCUUGCAAUCGUUCAUCAUGUUCAUGACACGUGUAUCCAUCUUUGUCAGUUUGGUGGGCUAUGUGCUACUCGGUCAGUUUUUGACGUCGGAGAAGGCUUUCGUCAUCACAGCCUACUAUAAUAUAUUGCGCAACACAAUGACCGUCUACUUUCCCAUGGCCAUUUCGCAAAUCGCCGAGACACUGGUCUCAAUAAAACGUAUUGAAAAGUACUUGUUGUAUGAUGAGACCAAGGUGAAGGAUCGCUCCGAUGAUAACGAAAAUGAAUAUAAAACGAUAAAGCAAACGUACAUCAUUGAAGAGAAUGAAAAAUCACUGACACUAAAUGGUGGUCUGAAGCCGUUGCAAACGAAGGUAGAUGAGAAACAGAUAAAGCCGGGCAUUGAGAUACAUAAACUGAAGGCGAAAUGGGAUCGCUCUAUGACGGAAUACACAUUGCACAAUAUCGAACUAAAAGUGAAACCGCGUACGCUAGUAGCUGUUAUUGGUCCAGUGGGCUCUGGCAAAUCAAGUUUAAUACAAGCCAUUCUUGGCGAACUACCCGCCGAAUCAGGUUCCAUCAACGUACAUGGUACCUUUUCGUACGCUGCGCAAGAACCUUGGCUAUUCACCGGUACCGUCCGUCAGAAUAUACUUUUUGGUUUGCCAAUGGACAAGAACCGUUAUCGUACUGUGGUGAAAAAAUGCGCGCUGGAACGCGAUUUCGAGCUGCUACCCUUUGGCGAUAAAACGAUAGUAGGCGAACGUGGUACCUCGCUUUCGGGCGGUCAGAAGGCACGCAUCAGUUUAGCGCGCGCAGUGUACCGUAAAUCCGACGUUUACUUGUUAGAUGAUCCGCUAAGCGCUGUGGAUACACACGUCGGUCGCCAUCUCUUCGAUCAAUGUAUGCGCGGUUUCCUGCGGGAAGACAUAGUACUUUUGGUUACACAUCAGCUGCAAUUCCUAGAGCAGGCCGAUGUUAUUGUGAUAAUGGAUAAGGGUAAAGUGAGCGCUGUAGGUACUUAUGAGUCGAUGCGUAGAAGUGGUCUGGACUUUGCUAAAUUGUUGGUGGCUCCAGAUCUAAGUGCUGAUGCAGAUAGUAGUAAUGGCGCUGGUGGCGACGCUGACAAGAAGAGUCUGUCACGUCAGAAUAGCAGACAACGCCAGAACAGUGUUUCGUCCAUGAGCUCGAUAGCCGAAUCGGCAGCAGGUGAAGCGCCUACACAAGUGCAGGAGACUCGUGAAGAGGGUAAAAUAGGCUGGUCACUAUAUACUAGGUACUUUACCGCAAGUGGCGGUUACUUGCUUUUCUCGAUAACAAUGUUCUUCUGCGUUGCUGCGCAGAUUUUGGGCUCUGGUGGUGAUUUUUACUUAUCCUAUUGGGUGAACAAAAAUGAGUUCGUAGCUGACACUCAAUCACAAAAUUUUGGCACUCGCUUAAUCGGUCGUUUAUACGGUCGCGAUGUACGCGUAAACAAUGAAACGGAUCCCACUGACAUUUACAUAUUCUCGGGGAUUACUUUGGCUACCGUUAUUUUCUCACUUAGUCGCAGUUUGCUUUUCUUUACAAUGGCGAAGCAAUCUUCGAUUUCGUUGCACAAUGCGAUGUUCCGCGGUCUUACACGCGCCUCCAUGUACUUCUUUCACACGAAUCCAUCGGGUCGUAUAUUGAAUAGGUUCUCAAAGGAUAUGGGUCAAGUGGAUGAAAUUCUGCCAUCGGUGCUGAUGGAUGUUCUACAAAUCUUUUUGGGCUGCGCGGGUAUUGUGGUUGUAAUAUCAAUUGUGAAUGUGUGGAAUUUGCUAACCACAGUUGUGCUGUCCAUCAUAUUCUAUUACCUUCGUGCAUUUUAUUUACAUACCUCACGUGACGUGAAACGUCUUGAGGCAGUCAACCGUUCACCAAUUUACUCGCACUUGGGCGCCUCAUUGAGUGGCCUAUCGACAAUACGCGCGUUCGGUGCUCAAAAAACAUUGAUAAAGGAAUUUGAUAACUACCAAGAUUUGCAUAGUUCUGGUUAUUACAUGUCGUUAACAACAAGUCGCGCCUUCGGCUACUGGCUCGACUGUUUCUGCGUCGUCUACAUAGCUGUCACUGCGCUGAGCUUCUUCGUAUUUUCACCGAAGAACGGCGGAGAGGUCGGCUUGGCCAUAACCCAAGCUAUGGGUUUGACCGGUAUGGUACAGUGGGGCAUGCGUCAGUCUGCUGAGUUGGAGAAUAAUAUGACGUGUGUUGAGCGUGUAGUUGAAUAUGAUCAAAUCGAACCAGAAGGUGAACUCGAGAGCAGACCUGGCAAAAAACCACCAAAGACAUGGCCGGAACAAGGUAAAAUCAAAUUUGACAAACUCAGCUUGCGAUAUUUCCCUGAUCCAAAGUCGGAGCGUGUUUUGAAAUCGCUAAAUUUCGAAAUACAAUCCUGCGAGAAGGUAGGCAUUGUGGGACGCACAGGCGCUGGCAAAUCAUCGCUCAUCAAUGCGCUCUUCCGCUUGUCAUACAACGAUGGUUCGAUAACAAUUGACACUAGAGAUACCAAUGAUUUGGGUUUGCACGAUUUGCGUAGCAAAAUCUCCAUAAUUCCACAAGAACCGGUGCUCUUUUCGGGAUCGAUGCGUUACAAUCUCGAUCCAUUCGACGAAUACUCCGACAACAAGUUAUGGGAGGCGCUCGAAGAAGUUAAAUUGAAAGGCGUUGUGUCAGAACUGCCGAGUGGUCUGCAAAGUAAAAUCUCUGAGGGUGGUAGUAAUUUUAGUGUCGGUCAACGGCAGUUGGUGUGUUUGGCACGUGCUAUACUACGUGAAAAUAAAAUUCUUGUGCUGGACGAGGCAACGGCAAAUGUGGAUCCACAGACUGAUGCACUCAUACAAUUGACAAUACGAAGUAAAUUCAAACAUUGCACGGUGCUCACAAUUGCUCAUCGUUUGCACACUGUAAUGGACUCGGAUAAGGUGCUGGUGAUGGACGCUGGACGAGCGGUGGAGUUCGCGUCUCCAUUUGAGUUGUUGACUGAAAGCAAAACAAAGAUAUUCUAUGGCAUGGUCAAACAGGCGGGUAAUAGCACUUUCGACAAUCUGCUCACUGUGGCGCAAAAGGCGCAUGAGGAGAAUUUGCGUGCGAAAAAGGAUUCUUGACAUUUCUCCGUACCGAAAGUAUUCAAAGAGUAUUUACUUAAGAUUCUAGAGCCGAUAUCAAAUCAUCCUGCUAAUGCGCGUAUACAAAAAACUCUCACCGAUGCAACGCAUCACAAAUUUCUCGGAUAGCAGGAACCGAACAAUGGGGGUGUGAAUGGGAACGAAACACGUAGAUUAUCAUAUCGGGGAUUAUUUUUAUAUAGUACUUAAUGUAAUCAACUAAUAUACACGUAGUGUGGUAAAUAAUUGUAUAGAAAAGUAUUUAAGAUGUGUGUGAGUUGAACGAGGCAACAUGUAUAUACAUACAUAUCUAUACGAAUGCUAAUCUUAUAUGCCAUACGAGGCAUUGAAAGCAGAAAAUUGACCUGAAAUUUACAAACUCUACAUAUCUAUAAACAGAAGUGAGAAAUUACAAACAUAAAUUUAUGGUAAUUCUAAUUGCUUUAGUAAAGAUAAUCAUGAUCGAAAUGAAAUUAAAUCAAAAACACUAUACAAACUGAGACAAUAAAGGAGAAAACAAAACACCAACUGCACAAACACAUACACACGCUAAGGUUGGACGCGUGCAAUAAUGAGUUUAGAGCUCAGGUCUAACUGCUGUCAGACAGCGCUACUAUUAGCAAGUAAUAAACCUUAAACAUACAUACACAGCAGCUGAUUUCGUGGCUUAAUUAUGUACAUUAUAAAAGAAUUUAAUUGGUCAAUUUAACACUGUUUUUAACCAAAGCAAAUCGUUUAGCUUGGCAAAAAUUAUUAAAAAAAAUGUCUCCUCCACAUUUGUGUUUAGACACACUUGCAUAAAUUUUGCAUGCAUUGCUCUUUUUAACAGCAUAGAAAGGCUUCAUUUUUUCCACCAUAUUAACGAAGUAGUAAUUUGUGAUUUAUUAGAGAAUAUACGCCUGCAUAGUUAGUUGAAUAAGUUGUAUGUAAGCUAAAACAUAUAAACAACAUAUAUCGUACAUAUGUAUGUGUUCCAAAUGUGAAAACUCGUUGACAAUAUUAGGGCAUAAACUUUGUGGUUUUAAAUGUUUUGUACCAGUAGUAGACAGAAGCUUUAUUUUACCAAACAGCAACAGUAGAACAUUUUGUGUCAUCUAUAAAUUUAAGAAUGUGUGUGUGUAUUAAACAUAAAUAUGUACCUAUAUUUAUAAAGAGUUUUUAUGAAAUCAUAGCAUCAGAAUAUAAAUCAUAAUAUAUCGUAAAUAAUAUAAAAAUAAUAAAUACGUUGUUUUAUAUAAUGUUGUAUUGUAGAUUUAUUACUGUUAUGGAAAUUGUAAUGUGUGCGCAGCCGCAAAACAAAAAACAAAUUGUACAAUAUGUAGUUUUGAGUAUGCAUUUAAAAAUCAUACAUAGCUAUAAUAAUAAUAAUUUAUAACUAUUAACGACAUUGAUUCUUCCAGUAAACGCUGAUUUUAUCAGUACUAGUUCUAAACGUUAGAUAUACAUACAUAGAUGCAUACAUACAUAUAUAACGCUAUAAUAAAUAUUUACAAAAUGCAAAAUGCAUUUAUAUAAUUUACUUAAGGCAUUAGUCUGUAUUAGAAACCGAAAAAAAACUUUUUUUUAUAAAUUUUUUUGAAAGGGAAGGAAAUGAUUGCGGUAAACGGAAUUUUAAGACGACAGUGUACUAUAUUUAAGGCUUAAAAACAAUAUUUAUUAUUAAAAAAUAUUGAAAUUUUCUCAAAGUUGUAAGUAUUUUUCUGGAACGCCACUUGUAAAUCGGUGCCGGUGAUGGAGGUCGUACGACGCAUCUGAAACAGUCGAACCAAUUUUUUUUUUUAAUUUUAUAGGUUUAUUUUCUUUAUGAACUAAAAAAAUACCGAAGAAGUUAUAAAAUACCAAAUUUUUUCGAAGUUUGAAAAAAAAAACUGAUUUAAAAAAAAAAUUGACUUUAUGUUGCAAAACAAGUAGUUUAAAUAAUACUUUUGUUCAACUAUUUUAGUUCAAAUAGAAGAUAAUUUAAUACUUUGGUUUUUUUCGAUCGGACAUAUAUUCUUUUUGCUAUCGCCGGCACCGUUUUCCUACACUUGUGAAAAUGAAAACUCGAGAAAACGAGCUUUAAAGGUCUGCCUGAGCAUUCGCACCUGCUCGACGCCACUAAAACUGCUCUAGCUUCGAAAAUAUGUCGAAUUGGCCUCUGGAAUUUGAAAGGCAUAUGUUUGGAAGAGAUUUAAAACAAAACAAAAAAAUCGAUUUUUUGAAGCCUGUAAAGCAGACUAUACUGCCUUACUUCAAAUUGGUAAUGAAAUUGUAGGCAGCAAGAAUUAAUUCAAAGAUAACAAUCUCAAAGAUUUCAAAAAAAAAAAAAAAAAAUUAUAAUAAUAAUAAAUAAAUACCUAAAUAAAUGCAAAUUACGCUAUGUAUCCAUACUCUUUUGUGCGAAAUUAAAUAAAUUAAUUAAUAGUAAUAACAGCAAAGCGAUUUCAAGAAAGAGCUUCUCCAUAAACUAAGUAAUAAAUUAUAGAAGAAAAUCUUAAAAAUACAUGCACAUGAUUUUUUUUUUAUUUUAUAUUUUCAAAAUCUCAAAAUUUUCCGUCGCAUACAAUUGUAUGGGUACAUAAUGUAAAGAUACAUUUUGUUUGCAACAAACGACAAUAAAUUAAUGAUGUCAAUGAACAAUACGCAGCCUUAAAAGAUUAGCGUGAGCCAUGCGGUGAUAAGGCAGAAGCCAACACAUGUUGCCACCGGUAUGUAAGUGCUAUGGCCAGUCAAGGCGCGAUUGUAGAGAAUACCGCUAAACAGCCAUCAAGGAGCCGGUGUGUAAUGAAUGACAAUUAUAAAAAUUACAUUUUAACUCCAAUUGAACAUUUAAUGUAACCAAUAAUGGAAGGACAAUAAGACAAGUUCCUUGUUAAAUGAAUAGUGGAAUGUAUAAAUAUAGUAUAUUUUAAAAUGAUUUAUGAAACACGAAUUAGUGUAAAAAUGUGAAAAAUAUAAAAGAGCUUUCUUUAAUGUGUCAUUUUGGCAUCAAUUAAAUAUGCAUUUUUUUCUACAAAUGUAGGCUUAAAUAAUAUUAUUAAUGUUGAUAGCAGUUAAACAGGUACUAAUGUAAGUACAUUCUAAAUUUUUACAAAAAACCAAACAUAAUGGAAUGUUGCGCGUUUAUACUCUUGAAUAUUGUUUAAGCCGAGCUUUAAUAAAUAUUUAGGGAAUUAAGUGAAUAUUAAAAUUAAAAUUUAUUUAAAGCUAAUUUGAAAUUAUUUAAUAAUAAAAAACAAAACUUCGCCUAAUUACUCUUAAAAUGUACUUCAUUUCAACAAAAUAACAGAGUAAUUGACAUGUUUCAUGUUUAACAAAACUAGAGAUAAAAAACAAAAGCUGUUAAAAUAUUAUUGUAUAAAUAAAUCUAUCUAAACUUUUACUGAUUUGAAAAUCUAAAUUUUUAUUUCAAAUUAAUUUAAAUUAGUUUUGGUCAUAUUUCUGGUCUGUAUCGCUCAAAAUCAAAACAGUUAUGCCCAUGGUGUGUGUGUAGAUAAAAUGUUUGUUUCAGCAAAUGCAUUUACUUGAAUUAAAUAAAAAAGCAAAAUAAAAUUCUAAAUAUACAAAACAUAAA